AUGCUAAACCUGGUGGAACUCAUUCAUCUGCUCCAGCUAGCUCUGAAACAUGAUCUAGAGAAACGAUACAAGGUUGAGCAAGCUGAGUGUGUUCCGCAAUCCAAGCACCUUACAGAGCCGCAGGAGGAGAUAGAACUUCAGACUAAUCCCACUCGCUCGUACAAAGCUGAGAACAGCAGUGACGCGCUGUCUUCACAAGGUGGGGCCACCGUUUACCAGAACUCUUGUGAGAGCUAUACUGACUUUGGGAUUGAAGUGAACUGGAGUCCCGAGGAAAGUGCCGGAGAUAUGCUUCCUAGUUACAUGAACUGCAUGGGAGCGAUGAGGACUAACCACUCCCCAAGGGUCAACUACAAGAAAAGACCUGACCACUCUGCAAAGCACUGUAAGGGUGUCCACAAAGCACAUUCAAAAAACAAGCACUAUGUAUGA
Molecule: messenger RNA, 432 nt
Organism: Knipowitschia caucasica
Lineage: Eukaryota; Metazoa; Chordata; Actinopteri; Gobiiformes; Gobiidae
Source: the annotation of a GenBank genome assembly